AUUCGCAACGCUUCUGAGAGAGCUAUAACCACCCUGCUAACAAUUGAAGAGUAGGCUAUAAUAGAAAAAUGUAACCAGUGCAGAGCAGGAACAAAAUAUUGACACGGUUAAGAAUCAGCACAGUGUGCCAAUGAGGACCUUUGGAAUCAGCUGAUGUUUUGGUUUUGCAGCCAAUGGCGAGGCGGGUUUAAGACACACAGCCAAUAGCGAGGCAGAAAGACUUUCUGUUUCGUAAUCGAGUGUGUUGUGCUGCUAAACUGUCUCUGAGCAUGAUGAGGGCAAUGGCAGCAUUGCGGGUUCUUCGGGAGGGGGCCGCAAGCCUGAAGAAACCAUUAAAUAGACAGCAAGUAUAUUUCUCCUCACAGGCACAAGUUGAUUGCAUAGCUCCCCUUUUUCAGACUGUAGCAGAAACUCCACAGCCAGUACAAGCUGCAGUCUCGGGGACAAUUCCUGCGUGGAUCAAUGGCAGUCUAUUGCGGAAUGGGCCCGGUCAGUUUGAAUUUGGAGAUGACAAAUACAAUCACUGGUUUGACGGCAUGGCUCUUGCACCAGUUCAAAAUUAAGAAUGGCUCAGUCACAUAUAUGAGCAAGUUCCUUGAAAGUGAUGUUUACAAAGUAAACAAGAGCCAGAAUCGAAUUGUGGUCUCUGAAUUUGGAACUUUGGCAUCUUCAGAUCCUUGCAAGUCUUUGUAUGAUCGCUUCAUGUCCAGAUUUAAAAUAGAUUCCACUGAUAACUGUAGUGUCAAUUAUGUACAGUAUAAGGGUGAUUAUUAUGUCAGCACUGAGACCAAUUUCAUGCGCAAGGUGGAACCAGAGACUCUGAGCACUUUAGAAAAGGUUGACUGGACAAAAUUUAUUGCUGUAAAUGGGGCAACAGCACAUCCUCAUUAUGACCCUGAUGGGACUUCAUACAACAUGGGAAAUUCUUAUGGAAAGCAAGGAACAUGUUACAACAUUAUUAAGGUACCUGCUCAAAAGUCAGGAACAGAGGAAACUCUAGAAGGUGCUCAAGUUUUAUGUUCCAUAUUACCGCAAAACAAAGGGAAACCUUCCUACUAUCAUAGUUUUGGAAUGACUGAGAAUUAUGUGGUCUUUAUAGAGCUACCUCUGAAGUUAAACCUACUGAAAAUACUCAUCAACCAAAUUAAAGGAAAAUCAUUUUCAGACAUCAUGAGCUGGGAUCCAGAUGUUCCGACUUUAUUCCAUGUGGUGAAUAAGCAAACAGGAAAGCCACACCCUGUGACUUUCUGUGCCCAGCCCUUCAUGUCAUUCCAUCAAAUAAAUGCCUAUGAGGACCAGGGCUGCAUCGUUCUUGACCUCUGUUCUAUGGAUGGGGGAGGAGCCAUUGACAUGUUCAGCCUGCAAAAUCUUCGAAAAUCUGGCCAAGCUUUGACUGAGAUCUGUGAAAAAGUUCCAAAGGCCUACCCACACAGAUUUGUUCUCCCACUUAAUGCAGACAUAAAUAGUAAACAAGAAACUGAGUGUUUGAAUUAUUCAAGUGCAACUGCUGUGAGAAAAGCUGAUGGAAAGGUGUGGUGUACCCAUGAAAAGCUACAUGAUGACACACUUAAAUGGGGCUUAGAAUUUCCACAGAUAAACUAUGCUAAAUACAACACCAGAAAGUACCGCUACUUGUAUGCAUGUGGAUUUCAGCACCUCAUUGGAGAUUCUCUGGUCAAAGUGGAUGUUCAGACUAAGACAACUAAGGUUUGGAGUGAGGAAGGCUUUUACCCUUCAGAACCUAUUUUUGUGCCUUAUCCAGAUUCAUCCGAGGAAGACAGUGGAGUCAUUCUCUCGGCAGUCCUUACCCCUCAUCAGGAGAAAAACAUAUUCCUCCUUGUUUUGGAUGCCAAAGAUUUUGUUGAGAUCGGUAGAGCUGAAGUGCCUGUUAAGAUGCCUUAUGGUUUCCAUGGAAUCUAUGUGCCUCAGAACUCCUAAUUAAUGUACAACCUGAAACCUGAAACUAUAAACUAAAAUUCAUUUUUUCUUUAAUUCAGAAAAUGAUUAAAAUGGUGUCUAAAACCAAUAACCUUUAAUCGCAUUAACGGGAAACUAAUAUUAAGGGAAACUAAAGUCAAAUUAGAAUAAUACCAGAAAUGCUGUAUUAUGUAUACUAAACAUAAACAUGAACUUACUGCACCAGAAGCCUAAUUAAACAAAUGAUUUAUGCUUUCAAA
Xenopus laevis (African clawed frog) is the source of this 2177-nucleotide messenger RNA. RefSeq names its product beta-carotene oxygenase 2 L homeolog (gene bco2.L). NCBI's taxonomy places the organism in Eukaryota, Metazoa, Chordata, Amphibia, Anura, Pipidae. The record is from RefSeq and is marked provisional. Gene Ontology annotation, biological process: carotene catabolic process; retinal metabolic process; isoprenoid metabolic process. Gene Ontology annotation, cellular component: mitochondrion. Gene Ontology annotation, molecular function: carotenoid dioxygenase activity; beta-carotene 15,15'-dioxygenase activity; oxidoreductase activity, acting on single donors with incorporation of molecular oxygen, incorporation of two atoms of oxygen.